Rhinichthys klamathensis goyatoka is the source of this 1436-nucleotide messenger RNA. It is a transcript of the gene zbtb2a, whose product is annotated as zinc finger and BTB domain containing 2a. Gene Ontology annotation, molecular function: RNA polymerase II cis-regulatory region sequence-specific DNA binding; protein binding; DNA-binding transcription factor activity, RNA polymerase II-specific. The record is from RefSeq and is a predicted model, not a curated record. Gene Ontology annotation, biological process: regulation of transcription by RNA polymerase II. Gene Ontology annotation, cellular component: nucleus. The transcript has 2 exons. Lineage: Eukaryota; Metazoa; Chordata; Actinopteri; Cypriniformes; Leuciscidae. Bases 90 to 1436 code for a protein of 448 amino acids.
AAAUGUAGUUUUGGUGACCAAAAUGUAAUAAAAUAUUUAAUGAGGAGCAAGAUAAAUGGAUUGAUCAGGAAAAAUCUUUUGAAAUCCUGAUGAUUUUUUUUUUUAGGGUGGGAAAAAAAAUGGAUUUGGCACAUCAUGGUCUUGUGCUUCUGAAGCGUCUCAAUGCUCAGAGAGAGUUUGGUUUCCUCUGUGACUGUACUGUGGCCAUCGGGGAUAUACUUUUCAAAGCCCAUAAAGCCGUUCUUGCUGCCUUCUCAAACUACUUCCGUAUGCUGUUCAUCCAUCAAGACAGUGACUGUGUUCGACUGAAGCCUUCAGACAUACAAGCAGAUAUCUUCAGCUACCUGCUUAACCUAAUGUACACUGGAAAAUUUACCACACAGCCCAUUGACCCCCUUCGCCUUGAGCAGGGUGUAAAAUUCCUGCAUGCUUACCCCUUAUUACAAGAGGCAAGUCUUCUUAUGAAUCCAGAGUCCCAGUAUGUACCUUUGACAAACUCACUUUAUGGUAUACAGAUACCUGAUCAGACAUGCAGCCGACCCAAAAUAACAUCCAAGGGGGAUGUUUAUGCUACAAACGGUGAAAUCACCGGCCAAGAAUUUUCAGAAAUUUCUGAUAUGGAUUAUAGAUCUCCACAACCUGUCGGCAUAGAGUCACCCACCCAGAACCCUGCAGCCUCAGUCGUCCAACACCUCACAUAUGGCAUAAUGAGUAGAAGUGCUUCCUCCAGAAAGAAUUACGGCUGCAAUUAUUGUGGAAUCCGUUUUAACCAGAGGUCCAAGUUGAAGGAGCAUCUACUUGUCCACACCAGCCAAGCAACUGAGCCACAGAUGUCGUUCAUGCAAAAUGGUCACACUAAUGAGCUUGAAGGUCAGGAAAUGGAGGAGGAGCUUUUGCAUGCUGACAGUGAUGUUAUUAGUGAUACCGAUCAACAGGUGUGGAUGGAAGACACCCCACCGCCCUCUGAAAUUGCUGAUAUAGACAACCUGGAGGGCACCGAGAUGGGUCGUGAAAUGAAACGGCGAAAAUUUGAGUGUCCGACCUGUGCUCGCAAGUUUAUUCAGAAGAGCCACUGGCGUGAGCACAUGUACAUUCACACAGGGAAGCCUUAUAAGUGCAGUGCUUGUGGAAAGAACUUCUGUAGAGCGAACCAAGCGUCUCGACAUAUUUGUUUGAGUCAGGACGCAGAUUCAUACAUUAUGGUCAACAAACAGAGUUUGGUUCUGUGUGGUGGAGAAGACAACAGUCAGGUGGAAGCUCUCUUCCAGUCUUCAGAAAGACCCUAUAAAUGUAGCAUGUGUGCAGCUCCUUUUGCAAGUCCUUCCGAGGUUCCCAAACAUCAGUGUUUGCCUGAGAGUGAAGCUGUACCAUUGGCAGAAAAUUCAAUGGGGGAAAAUCAAAAUAAGGACUUAGAAACAACUACUCCUGAGUCCUGA